AUGAAACUACCUUGGAGCUUGGUGGGAGGCUCUCGCGGGGUACGGGAAUCCCUGGCGGGCAGGCACCCCGAAGCUUCCCUGCCCCUCUACAGAUGCUGGGACCACAGAGGCUUCAAGCACACGUGGCUGCGGCCGGGCGCCGAGCCGGGCCAGCCCGCGAGCUUCGCUGAGCCGGGCCCGGUGCAGAAGCUGCACGUGCUGCGACACGGGGCCCACGUCCUGGCCACGGCUGUGAACAGCUUCGCUCACCGGGCGUUCAUGUGCGGCUUGGGCGGCCUCGAGGCGUGGCAUCUGGGCAGCCGGGUCACCUUCCCCGAGAGCCACCUGCACUGGCCCAGCCAGGCCCCAGGUGCAUACCUUCGCACCUGCCUGCUGGCCCCCAACGGCCGGACGCUGUUCGCAGGUGGCCACAACCUGCCGGGCGUAAGCGUGUGGGACCUAUCGGUGCCAUCCCUGUGCGAGCCGGACCAGCUGCCGUGCGAGGGGCUCUCCCGCCAAGCCCUGGACGCCAGCCCCAGGGGCAGCCUGGCCGUUGCAGGCUUCAGCAACGGCACCGUCAGGAUCUGGGACAUUCGGGAUCGGAAUGUGGUCAAGGACCUCCCUGGCCCGCAGGGUGAGGCCAACAGCAUCAUCGUGAUCAAAGACGACACUGUCUGGACAGGGGGCCUGGACGGCUGUCUGCAGUGCUAGGCUAGGGCGUCUAAAAAGACCCAGAAGCACCUCUUUAAGUCUCAGAUCACGAGCCUGUCGCAAAGCCCCUGGGAUGACUGGCUGCUCGUGGGCCUGGCCAGUCAGCAGCACUGGCUGCAGCCCACCCUCAGGGGCCAGGCGCAUGCUGCGGGGCACAAGGACGGUGCCAUCCUGGGGCUCAAGUUCUCCCCGUACGAUAAGCAGCCGCUGAGGUCUCCGGUUGCCUCCAAGGAUGUAGUCCUGUCCGUAUCCCCAGGCCAGUGGUGGGUAAGCGUCGGCACGGACAAGCUGGCCACCAUUCACAGCAUGCCGGAAGGGGCCACGGAGUUCCAGCUGGCUGAGAGAUCCUGCGUCACCUGCUGCGACGUGUCCGCCAAGAACCGCCUGAUCGUCACAGGCGCCAAGGACUGUGCCUCCGUGUACCAGGUCACCUACUGAGGGCCCCUGUCGCCCAGCUCGGGCUCUGAGGUCACCGAGCCCCCCGCAGGAUGUGGCCAGGGGCCUGGGGAGGAAGUCUGCAUCAC
Messenger RNA from Chinchilla lanigera (long-tailed chinchilla), 1214 nucleotides. It is a transcript of the gene Tle6, whose product is annotated as transducin-like enhancer of split 6. Gene Ontology annotation, molecular function: protein binding; transcription corepressor activity. Gene Ontology annotation, cellular component: nucleus; transcription regulator complex. Gene Ontology annotation, biological process: negative regulation of canonical Wnt signaling pathway; regulation of DNA-templated transcription. The record is from RefSeq and is a predicted model, not a curated record. NCBI's taxonomy places the organism in Eukaryota, Metazoa, Chordata, Mammalia, Rodentia, Chinchillidae.